This is a messenger RNA of Cyphellophora europaea CBS 101466, 1410 nucleotides long. RefSeq lists its product as uncharacterized. The record is from RefSeq and is a predicted model, not a curated record. The coding region runs from base 1 to 1410 and encodes 469 amino acids. The transcript has a single exon. NCBI's taxonomy places the organism in Eukaryota, Fungi, Ascomycota, Eurotiomycetes, Chaetothyriales, Cyphellophoraceae. Gene Ontology annotation, molecular function: 3-hydroxyisobutyryl-CoA hydrolase activity. Gene Ontology annotation, cellular component: mitochondrion. Gene Ontology annotation, biological process: L-valine catabolic process.
AUGCCAAAAGAGCAGCCAGGAGACGAGCCCGACGAUGUCCUCUUCAACUCGCUGUACGGAGUGCGCACAGUCGAGCUCAACCGGCCGAAGAAGCUGAACUCCCUGAAUGGAUCUAUGGCGAGGAAGAUCCUGCCGCGGUUGCGAGAGUGGGAGAAGUCACAAUUGGCAAAUGUGGUUAUCAUCAGUGGCGCGGGAAAUAAAGCCUUCUGUGCCGGUGGUGAUGUUGCGGAACUGGCGAAGCAGAACUCCACACCCGAAGGACAGGAAAAGUCGUGCAACUACUUCGCUCUCGAAUAUCAACUCGACCAUCUGAUUGCGACCUACAGCAAGCCCUACGUUGCGAUAAUGGAUGGCAUCACCAUGGGUGGAGGCGUAGGCUUGUCCGUUCAUGCGCCGUUCAGGAUCGCCACCGAGCGCACAGUCUACGCAAUGCCCGAGACGACUAUUGGAUUCUUCCCCGACGUCGGUGGCAGUUUUGCGUUGCCACGGCUGGACGGCGAGAUUGGCACGUACCUUGCCCUGACCUCCGAACGUCUCCAUGGCGUACAGGCGUUCUAUGCAGGUAUUGCCACACACUACGUGGACAGCUCAGUAUUGGCGCCUCUAUCAACUCGUCUAUCCGAACUUGUGUUCCAGGAUACUGCCAGUCUUCAAAGCCGCCUGGAGCUUGUAAAUAAAACCAUUGCCGAGUUCACCAACAACCUUCCCUCACCCGACUCCUAUCCGAAAGGGAAAUAUGGCAACCUUAGAGGCGAGCUUCGGACCGCUAUCGAUGAGUGCUUCAAGUACAAUGAGAUCGAGGAAAUUAUUUCGGCCCUCGAGAAAAAGGCUGAGGCCGGACCUCUCCAGCAAUGGGCGAAGGACACCCUCAAGACCAUCUCCAUCAGAUCCCCAACGAGUUUGAAAGUCACCUUGAAGCAAUUGCGGAUGGGAAAGGCAUGGAGCAUUGACGAAACCUUCAUCCGAGAACACCAGAUGGCGUCCCACUUUAUGGGGCACCCCGACUUCACCGAGGGUGUCUCAGCUAGACUCAUCAACAAGCCGGCCACCGAGCCUCAGUGGCAACCAUCGACCCUGGCGGAGGUAUCUGAGGAGUACGUGAACAAGUUUUUCACUCAACCUGACAACGUUCCACGACUGGCUCUCGUCGAGCCUCUGGAAGGCGCGGAGGCACAACAAGGGUAUACCGAAUAUCCUCAUGCCAAAUUUUCUCUUCCAAGAGAAAUCGACAUCGAGAAUACGGUGCGCAGCAUCGGCGAGGAUGGGUAUCAGGCAGUGCUCGAUGAGCUAGUGAAAAGAUGGGACAACAAGCUAGGAGUCAAAGCGAAAGUACAGGAAGUGCUCGACCGUUGCACAAGCAAGACAACGAAAGGCGUAGCUUGGAACGACGAGCUCAAGGCCAAUCUGUAG